UGCAGCUUGAGAAAGAAGAAGCGAGAAUCAUGAAGGAAGUUGCUGGUCACAAGGAGAUGGAGAUAGGGAGGACCUGUCCCCAAUCUCUCCUCCAUAGAUGAGGGCCCAGGAGAUGUGGGUCAUUUUACCCUGAGUCUCUCCUGACUCCUGAGCACUCCAAGGUCCCUGAACAGGGCCUCCAUUCUGGCCUGAUGGCUCUGCUGGUCUCACUUCCUGGAGGGAAUCAGGCCAUGACUUGGAUCCUGCUUCUGCUGAUGUCAGCUGCUUGUCUGCAAGCUGGUAACUUUGCAGGAUCCAACAGAGAAAAUGCCUUUGGGGUCAACCAAACAGCACGCCUCUCUGGUGUCCAGGGCGGCUCCAUCGAGAUCCCCUUCUCCUUCUACUUCCCCUGGGAGUUGGCAAAGGAUCCACAGAUGAGGAUUCUCUGGAGAUGGAAGCACUUCCAUGGGGAAUUUAUCUACAACUCCUCCUCGGGUUUCAUACAUGAGCAUUUCAAGAACCGGCUCAUCCUGAACUGGACACAGCCUCAGACAUCCGGAGUCCUCAGAAUCCUGGACUUGAAGGAGAAGGACCAGACAAAGUACUUCUGCCGAGUUCAUCUGAACACAAAACAAGGCUUGGAGAAUGUGCAGUCAAUUCAAGGCACCCAGCUGACCAUCACACCUGGUGAGCCACCCUGGCUCUGGCUUUAAUGCCUCUGGCUUCCU
Messenger RNA from Peromyscus leucopus (white-footed mouse), 707 nucleotides. Its product is annotated as paired immunoglobulin-like type 2 receptor alpha. The record is from RefSeq and is a predicted model, not a curated record. NCBI's taxonomy places the organism in Eukaryota, Metazoa, Chordata, Mammalia, Rodentia, Cricetidae. The coding region runs from base 192 to 692 and encodes 166 amino acids. The transcript has 2 exons. Gene Ontology annotation, molecular function: MHC class I protein binding.